Perca fluviatilis (European perch) is the source of this 3246-nucleotide messenger RNA. RefSeq names its product NACHT, LRR and PYD domains-containing protein 3-like. The record is from RefSeq and is a predicted model, not a curated record. The transcript has 9 exons. Bases 184 to 2955 code for a protein of 923 amino acids. Lineage: Eukaryota; Metazoa; Chordata; Actinopteri; Perciformes; Percidae. Gene Ontology annotation, molecular function: protein binding.
CACACAAACAGACACACACACACACAGAUAAACUCAGUUGGUUUCCUGUAACUGGAGAAUGGGAGGAGCAGAUCAGGUCCAUGAGAAGAGGAAGAGGUGAGUCAGUCGAGACUCCAUUAGAGUGGACAGAAGAGCGGGAGGAGGAAACUGAAGGCUGAGGCAGGACUGACUUCAGAUCAGAAGAUGAGUGAUUUCGAGGAAGAGGAGGAUGGAGCAGAGUCUGUAGUAUCUGGCUGUCAGUCUAUGAAGAGUGACCAGUCCAAACAUGAACCUCUGACCUUCAGUAAAGAACCUGGACCCUCAGACACAAAACUGACUUCAGAUCAGAAGAUGGAGGAAGAGGAGGAUGGAGCAGAGUCUGUAGUAUCUGGCUGUCGGUCUAUGAAGAGUGACUGGUCCAAACAUGAACCUCUGACCUUCAGUACUGAACCUGGACCCUCAGACACAAAAAAGAGGAAGAGGAGUGAUGUUUGUGAGGAGGAGCAGCCGUCCUGCUGUGCUUUGUGUCAGGACGUCCUGAAGGAUCCAGUUUCUACCAGCUGUGGACACUGGUUCUGCAGACAGUGCAUCACCUCAUACUGGGACCAGUCUGCUUCAUCAGGAGACUCCUGCUGUCCCCAGUGUGGAGAAAGAUCCAGAACAAUGUACAUUGUUAAACAUAAACAUAAGAUCAGUGUGAAGGGGACAUAUGAACGUGUAAAUGAAGGAACUGAUCAAACAGGAAGUGGAACCCUCCUCAACAGGAUCUUCACUGCGCUCUACAUCACAGAUGAACUGAGUGAAGAAGUUAAUACCCAACAUGAGGUGUGGCAGCUCGAGACAGCUUCCAAGAUGAAGACCCUCCAUGACUCUCCAAUCAAGUGCAGCGACAUCUUUAAAGCCUUACCUGACCAACAGAAACACAUCAGAGUCGUUAUGAUGAUCGGCGUCGCUGGCGUUGGAAAAACCUUCUCAGUGCAGAAGUUCUGUCUGGACUGGGCCGAGGGUUUGGAAAACCAAGAUGUGGAUCUGGUGAUUCCUCUUUCCUUCAGGGAGCUGAACUUGAUCAAAGAUGAGCAGUACAGUCUUCUGGAGCUGCUCCGUGUUUUCCAUCCAUCAUUACAGGAGGUCCCAGCAGAACAGCUCGCUGGCUCUAAAGUUCUCUUCAUCUUUGACGGCCUGGAUGAAAGCAGACUUUACCUGGAUUUCAACAACAAUGAGGCUGUUUCUGAUGUCACACAGAAGUCAUCAGUCAAUGUGCUGUUGACAAACCUCAUCCAUGGGAAGCUGCUUCCCUCGGCUCUCGUCUGGAUAACUUCCCGACCUGCAGCAGCCAAUCAGAUCCCUCCUGCGUGUGUUGACAGGGUAACAGAAGUACGAGGCUUUACUGACGACCAGAAGGAGGAGUACUUCAGGAAGAGAGUCAGUGAUGAAGAGUCCAGCAGAAUCAUCUCCCACAUCAAGACCUCCAGGAGCCUCCACAUCAUGUGUCUGAUCCCAGUCUUCUGCUGGAUCACUGCUACAGUUCUGGACCACAUGUUGACUACAGACCAGAGAGGAGAGCUGCCCAAGACCCUGACUGACAUGUACUCACACUUCCUGCUGGUUCAGACAAAGAGGAAGAAGCUCAAGUAUGCUGAGGGACAUGAGACGAGUCCACAGGAGCUGACGAAGGCUGACAGGGAAGUUCUUCUGAAGCUGGGGAGGCUGGCGUGUGAGGAGCUGGAGAAAGGAAACAUCAUGUUCUACCAAGAAGACCUGGAGCGCUGUGGUCUGGAUGUCACAGAGGCCUCGCUGUACUCAGGAGUUUGUUCAGAGAUCUUCAAAAGAGAGAGUGUGAUCUUCCAGAAAACAGUCUACUGCUUCGUUCAUCUGAGCGUUCAGGAGUUUCUGGCUGCAGUCUACCUGUUCCACUGUUACACCAACAGGAACACAGAGGUACUCAGGGUGUUCCUGGGAGAAGACUACGUUGAUUCAUCCCUGGAUGUCUUCCUGAAGAAAGCCAUGGAGAAAUCCCUUGAAAGUAAAAAUGGCCACCUGGACCUGUUUGUCCGCUUCCUUCAUGGUCUCUCUCUGGAGUCCAACCAGAGACUCUUAGGAGGCCUGUUGGAUCAGACAGACAACAGUCCAGAAAUCAUCCAGAGAGCCAUCAACCACAUGAAGAAGAUGAAGAAGACCAAUAUCUCGCCUGACAGAAGCAUCAACAUCUUCCACUGUCUGAUGGAGAUGAACGACCACUCAGUCCAGCAGGAUAUCCAAAAGUUCCUGAAGAAGAGAUCAAAAAAGAGACUCUCAGUGAUCCACUGCUCAGCUCUGGCCUACAUGCUGCAGAUGUCAGAGGAGGUUCUGGAUGAGUUGUACCUGAAGAAUUACAACACAUCACAGGAGGGACGACUGAGACUGAUUCCAGCUGUGAGGAACUGCAGAAGGGCUCGAUUGGGUUCGUGUGGUUUGUCAGAGAUCAGCUGUGCUUCUCUGGCCUCAGCCCUGAAGUCCAACCCCUCCCAUCUGAGAGAGCUGCAUAUGUGGGGCAACCGCAACCUGAAUGAUUCAGGAGUGAAGCUGCUGUGUGCUGGAAUGGAGAGUCCAAACUGUAGACUGGAGAUUCUGAAAUUGGAGAGCUGUUGUUUGUCAGAUAUCAGCUGUGCUUCUCUGGCCUCAGCUCUGAAGUCCAACCCCUCCCAUCUGAGAGAGCUGGACCUUGGUGACAACGAGAAGCUGAAGGAUUCAGGAGUGAAACUGCUGUGUGGUUUUCUGGAAAGUCCAAACUGUGGACUGGAGACUCUGAUAUUGUAUAACUGCGGUUUGUCAGAGAUCAGCUGUGCUCCUCUGGCCUCAGCUCUGAAGUCCAACCCCUCCCAUUUGAGAGAGCUGGACCUGAGGGGCAACGACCUGAAGGAGUCAGACGUGAAGCAGCUGUGUGAUCUGAAGGAGAGUCCAGACUGUAGACUGGAGACUCUGCAAUGGAGGUGGUAACAGAGUGAUCAGAAGGAGGAUGUUGGAGGAUCAGCUGAGUCCUGAUGAUCCCGAGAGGUUGAAACAGUACUCACACAGAGAGAGAGACACAUUUACACACACACACACACACACACACACACACACACACACACACACACACACACACACAGACACACACACACACCCUUUAACCCCGUGCUAAUAGGGAAGAGUUGUCUCAAGGAGGCCGACAGAAGAAGCUCUCAGUGAAUGAAAAAGAACUGAUAUGAAUGUAAUCAAAUUAAUAAAUCAGUUUGUUGUUUGGACAAA